This is a messenger RNA of Zea mays, 1597 nucleotides long. Its product is annotated as nudix hydrolase 13. The record is from RefSeq and is marked validated. Gene Ontology annotation, molecular function: pyrophosphatase activity. The transcript has 6 exons. NCBI's taxonomy places the organism in Eukaryota, Viridiplantae, Streptophyta, Magnoliopsida, Poales, Poaceae. Gene Ontology annotation, cellular component: cytoplasm; nucleus. Bases 316 to 1074 code for a protein of 252 amino acids.
CUUCGUGUAAUGAUCCCUAUCGGCUCAUGAAUUUCCAAAUCUCUAGCUGGUAUCUAGGUAUAUAGAUUAAGGUCUAGUAGGCAGCGGAUAGAUGGAAUAGAAUAGAUUCCAGGAGAAUUGGGUUCCGCGGGUCAUCAGACUCUUCUUGCAGACAUAUCAUCGAUCUCUCUCCCCAAUCUAGACUAGAGCCUGGCUCCAUCCAGUCCAAUUGCAUCAGAGCCAGUAGUGGACUGAUGCAAAGCAAAGGGAGAGAUUCUUUGGGUCGUCGGUGGCAUGCAACUGGGUGAAGCUUAGCUCUCUCUGGCUCUGGCUCUGAUGAGGGAGAAGCUGAAUCGCUCUUGGAUUUCUCUUCUUGAGGUUCCUGUUCAGCUAACAAGGAGAUUGUUCCAGUGGAGAAGGGAGAAGAUGGCGCUUCCUGCGUCACCGUCGCCCGUCGCCAUGGUUUGGGCAAGGCAGGGACGCCUCCAGCAGCGCUACGAUGGUUGCUACCGCCUUGUAUCAGGAUGCAUUCCUUACACGCUCAAAGAGGAUGCUGUGGAGGAGGGUGCUGGAAAGCAAAGCUGCCAGCAGGACGUGGUAGGGAGGCUGCAAGUGCUCAUGAUCUCGACGCCCAAGCGGAGCGAUCUCAUCUUCCCAAAGGGUGGAUGGGAGGACGACGAGAGCAUCGACGAAGCUGCCAGCAGGGAGGCCUUCGAGGAAGCAGGCGUCAAGGGCAUUAUCAGCGCGACACCGCUGGGUGAAUGGAUCUUCAAGAGCAAGAGCAAGCAAAAUAGUUGCGGUCUGCAAGGGGCAUGCAAGGGCUUCAUGUUCGGACUACAGGUCACGGAGCUGUUGGAAACCUGGCCCGAGCAGGUCACCCAUGGCAGGAGAUGGGUACCCGUGGAGGAGGCGUAUGGUCUCUGCCGGUACGACUGGAUGCGGGAAGCUCUGGACAGACUCAAGGACCAGCUGCUGCUGUUGGAGAGCAGCGAGUUCAGACCUCUGCUGUCGUCGGAGCCGGUGGGCUCGCCGAGCCUCUACAUGGUGGUGCCGCCGGCUGCCGCUGGAGGAGCGACGACACUAUGCAGAUGUUGAUCGCAUGCCAAUGGUAGUGGCCAACGGCUUUGCUCGUCGUCUCAACUCUCAAUUUCCAUAUCUCACAUGCGGAAGGAGUUGCAGUGUCAGAACCUUCCGGAAUCACCUGGACAGAUUCUAGUAUAUUUAACUAAUAAAUGUUUCAUGUCGUUGGAAAGUAAUUGGAAGAAACAAGCUAACAAAUUUAAAGUUCUAUUCGUGGAAUUUUUUGUCCUUAUGAUUGAAAAGCAAUUUUGAAAAAUGUACCGUGUUCGUGUUAUCUUGAGAACACAACUGAAUGGUGCAGAAAACAAAAUCGAAUGCUCUUGAUGCACAGGGCAGUGCAAAAUAGCAACGGUGCCAGCAGAAAGGUGUGCCUAGUGGAUGGUGUUCUUCAACUCAGCCAUGUUUGUGAUGACAAUGAAUUGAAUGGCCCAGGCUAUGGAAAUAUGGAAUCAUAGUUCCAUUACUAUUUUGUUAUAAUUAGAACAUUUGUAAGGGAUCUUUGUGCAUAUAGCCAAUAUAAAGUGGAUUUGUGUGUGCU